AACAGACUCUAAACUCAGCCGGGAUGUCGUUUUGUCCUGGAGUAGCUUUUUUUUUCUUUCCCCUGUACUGUAGGAGUACUAUUUACACAACCACCAGUCCACCACAGCUGACUAGCCGAGACGGCUGCCCGAGAGCUGAGCCACGUCCAGCCCUUGACCGUGGCCGCUAAUCCCCUCGAUUUUGACCGCCGUCGUAGAGACCUUCUCCCAAUCCACAGCGGCCAGCCGGCCACCGACCCCUGGUCCAAUCGUCGCAUCAGUCGAGCUCGGCCGGAGGAGGAGGGGAGGGUGCGGCCGGCGGCCCUUGCCGGCGACAGUGAGGCAGAGGGCGGCGAUGCGUGGGGCGUCGGCGAGCAACUGGUGGCGGCGUGCGGUGCGGGAUUGGGAACGGGAGGGACAGGGAGUCAGGAGGUCUUCAUCUCUGCACGAAUCGUAAGAAGAGAGAUGGAGGAAUUCCUGACCAGAAUGGUUGAUCAGCUAAGUACCAUGGCCGUGUCGGGGUUGGCUUCCAUGUUGGGUGCGCAGCAGCGAGUGGACUCGCUGGUCGACGAAUGGGAGACGCUCGAGAGCUUCCUCAAGGCCACGGCAUGGAUCUGCGGCAAGACGCGACGGCGAGGCGGUGGCUUAAUUCUCUCAGGGACGUUGCUUACGACGCGGAGGACCUCAUCGAGAGCGCGGUGCUGCAGCAGCAGGGUGACAGGUACUCUGCCGUGAACUCGGUUCUCCAUCCGAUUAGUCGUUACAGGUCUGCCCAGAAGGUGGAGGAGAUCAGGUCCAGGAUCCGUGACAUGGUAGACCGCCGGACCAGCUAUGCUGCCAUGGCACGUGAGCUUGGACAUUGAGCUGGAGAGACCAGCAUCAGCCCCAUCAGUCGUCAUUUCGUCUCCUGUUCCAGGUGGCGGAGUUCAUCUUACCACAUAGGCAACAAUACCAUCUUUGGUCUUGAACAAGACACUGAUAUGAUCAUGGAAAGGCUGCUCCAACCUACUGAACAUCGAGAGGUGAUUGUGAUAGUUGGCAUGGGAGGGAUAGGCAAGACAACCCUUGCAUCUCUUGUUUUCAACAAGGCUCGUGGAGUUGAAGAAAGGAACACUUGGUCUGGCCAAGCUCCACCCAAAGCAACAGAUCCAGGAAGCAGCAGCAAAAGAAGUCAUUUUGACGUCUGUGCUUGGGUUCCAGUUGGUCAGGAUCCUGAUACUCUCCACCUCUUCAGUACCAUAUCUAUUCAGAUUGGAGCUAAUUUGGAUCUAUCACGUGAUGUGGCUGAAAUAAAACAUCAUAUGUUCACCUUUCUGCUUGAUAAGAGGUACCUGAUUGUUCUGGACGACGUCUGGAGAGAAGAAACAUGGCAUGAAUUGGUUGACGCUUUCCCCAUGUCGACAAAUGGGAGCAAAAUCCUGAUGACAACUCGCUCCAAGGUAAUAGCCAUUUCUGCCGACCCUGCUUCAUAUCCACAUGAGCUGAAUCCCUUGAGUGAUGAGGUGAGCUUUCACCUCUUCCUAUCCAAAGUUUUCCCAAAUAGCAACCUUAAUCAAGCAAUGUCGUAUCCACCACUGAUGGAGGAUUUGGGGCGCCAACUCAGCAAGAAAUGUGGUGGUUUACCUCUUGCACUUGUGGUUCUAGGAGGCCUACUAUCAGCCAAGGAAAAGAAACACGAUGUAUGGAGCAGCAUACUGAAUAGCAUGAACUGGAACGACAAUGAAGCUGAGAAACAGUGCCUGAAAAUAUUGGCCUUAAGCUACGACGACUUGCCCUAUCGUAUGAAACUGUGUUUUCUUUAUCUAGGAGCUUUCAGAGAAGAAUCUGAAAUCAGUAUCUCUAAAUUGACAAAGCUAUGGAUUGGAGACGAUCUUAUACCUCAGCAAAGUGGAAGAAGAAGAAAAGAGGACACGGCCACUGACUAUUUAAAUGAGCUCAUUCAAAGGUGUCUCGUGCAACCUGUUCUUCUGAAACAUAAGCAGCGAUCAACGAGGGUGCGUGUCCAUGCUCUAUUGCGUGAGCUAGCAAUAUCAGAAGGAAGAGAAAACAGAUUCCUUUAUUGUGAAUAUAGCAACCAAGCAGUGUCGGAAAUGGAGAUGGAAACCCUAUCGUCGUUUGGUUCUCCAUCCGGGACCCAAUAAACGUUAUAAUCUGCAUGAUUUCGAGAAGAUGAGAGCUCUGUUAAUCGUCCCACGAACAACGGGAACUCAAACCAUUUGUGUUGGCCAUCAGGUUAUCAGACCAUUCUUUCCGCUAAUUUUUAGAUGGUGUAGAAUCAACUGGCAAACAGUUUGGAGCAUGCCUUAUAUAAGAGUUAUUGAAGUCGAAGGAUUGAUGAUGCCAACGGAUGCUCUGAGAUCCAUCCAGAGUAGCCUAAUUCAUUUAAGGUACUUGUGCCUAAGAAACACCCAGUUGGUUGCGUUCCCGUUCAAUGAGAGCAAGUUCCCAUCUCUACAAACACUAGAUAUAAGAGAGACAUCAGUCAAGAAGCUACCUGAUACCAUUUGGGCUCUUAAGACACUUCGUCAUCUGUACCUGAACGGAAUGGAACCUCCAAGUAUAAGAUGCCUCACCAAUCUACAAACGUUUUGUGGGGUCUUAGUUUCCAAUGAUCAGAUUGCCAUGGAAUUUUUAACAUUAAAAGAUCUGAGGAAAUUACAAAUUGAACUCAAAGCAUGGAAUGGAUACCCUCUACUGGUAAAAUCUCUGAAGCUGCUGCUGGCUCUCACCUCAUUCAAGUUGUCUUCCACAGAAAUCUCUUCAGAAGUGAUUAACAAAAUAGCACACCAUUCACCGCUGCGCAAGCUGCAUCUCCAAGGCAUGCUACAUCCUCCUGUCCUGACUCUAAGCGAAUAUUUUUCAGAUUACAUCACGAGCAUCACAUUGUCAGCCUCGAGAAUUGGCACUGAUCAAUUAAAAACACUUGGCAGUCUGACAUGUCUAUGGGAACUCAAGCUAAAAGAUGAUGCACUCUUGCCAUGUCCACAGCACAGCUUUCCUCAGCUGGGAUAUUUAAAGAUCAGUAGCCUAACCAACCUGGAGGCAUUCCGAAUCGAGCGCGGUGCUUUUUCCAACCUCGUCCGCUUUUCAGUACACUAUUGCAGUAAGUUUCGUAGCAUCAUCGAUGUCCUGGAGCAUACUACGAGCCUGCAGGUCCUGAAGCUCAAGGGAAUGGAACUUCUACCGGAUAUUACUGAUUCUUGUAGAAACAAAAAUGUUUCUGUUAUCACUAUGGCUUAUUAGCUAGAGUGCUAAUUUGGUAAAAUUUCUGCGUCCAUAAUUGGGACAAGAUCAGCGUUGAUUUGGUACUCUCUGGAUGUCAAAGCAUAUCGUUUUGGUCGUGUUUCAAGUUGAACUUUAUAGAUUUUAAACAUCUAUAUCUAUAUGCAUUGAGUAUCAAUAUAUGUAAUUUGUAUUGAUUUUAUCGAAGAACCAACUUUUUCCAUAAGUUUGUUUGACAUGUGGGCUCAACUGGCAAUGGUGUAAGACUGUAAGUGUUACAUUUGUGUUUGAUGGUUGAUCUGACCUAUCAGACAAACAGAGCUUGCAGUUCUCUAAUAAAAUCAAAAGUUGAUGUU
Messenger RNA from Oryza sativa Japonica Group (Japanese rice), 3557 nucleotides. RefSeq names its product toMV resistant protein Tm-2 netted virescent. Gene Ontology annotation, molecular function: ADP binding. Lineage: Eukaryota; Viridiplantae; Streptophyta; Magnoliopsida; Poales; Poaceae. Gene Ontology annotation, biological process: defense response to other organism. The record is from RefSeq and is a predicted model, not a curated record.